This is a messenger RNA of Betta splendens (Siamese fighting fish), 1649 nucleotides long. RefSeq names its product bone morphogenetic protein 2-A. The coding region runs from base 230 to 1291 and encodes 353 amino acids. Lineage: Eukaryota; Metazoa; Chordata; Actinopteri; Anabantiformes; Osphronemidae. The transcript has 2 exons. The record is from RefSeq and is a predicted model, not a curated record. Gene Ontology annotation, biological process: SMAD protein signal transduction. Gene Ontology annotation, molecular function: growth factor activity; cytokine activity. Gene Ontology annotation, cellular component: extracellular region.
UUUGAUAGGUGACAUGUUGCCGACACACAAAAAAAGUGUUGCCUUCUAAUAACAUAUGGGCCCAGCUGAGCCCAUCACAGGCUCACCUUACCAGGCAGGGGUGUGGCAAAAACCGGCGCUCUAUAAAUAAAAGCAUGUCAAGAAUUUCAUUCAUAACACAGACGAGCCUCGUCCGCCCGCUCGCACGCGGCUCUGCGCUCUUCACCCGGACCCACCUGGCAGAAUCACCAUGCUCCGAUCAGCGCGCCGACCCGCGGGCCUUGUGCUGCUGCUGCUGCUCUCCCUCUCCAGGGUGGGGCAGAGCCGGCCUCGGGCGCCCGGAGGAGACGGGCCGGGCCGGAGGGCCCAGCUCCUGGAGGCGCUGAGGGCGGGGAUCCUCAGCUCGCUGGGCGUGGACAGGGAGCCCAGACCGAACCGGGCCGCUCCGGACCAGGACCUGGAGCGAAUGUACCAGCUGUACAGAGACGCGCUGAGGGAGGCCAGAGGCAACGCCAGCCGCCGCGCGGGAGAAACCUGGCAGUUUGCCGUCCUCCAUCCGGCCACAGUGGAGCUGCUUCAUCCACACUCAGCCGGACGGAGGCAGUGGUACCGAGCUGUUUUCCAUAAGAACGCUGACCUCCUGAGCGAGCUGACGCUGGCUCGAGCGGAGCUGCAGGUCUCCAGGCAGAUCCUGGACAGACCCACGUCGGGUCGGCCGCGAGCGAGACAGGAGGUGAAGGUCCAAAUCAACGGGAGGAGUCCGGUCCAGUCCAACAUUCUGACCCGGGCCAACGCCUCGAGCGCCUCGGACGCGAUGGACGUCACCCCUGAGGUGGAGACCUGGGCGGCAGCUAACGGCCAGACGCUGGUCGUGGACGUGGGGGUGCUGACGGACGCCGGCGCCCCCCCGCCCCGCCCCGCCAUCUCCCUGGAGGCGGGCCCCGGGCGGAGCGGGCCGCCGCGGAGGCCGCGGCGCUCCAGCGAGGAGGACGAGUGCGACGAGCGCGGGUGGUGCUGCCGCAAGUCGCUGAGCGUGUCCUUCGAGGAGAUCGGCUGGACGGACUGGGUGGUGGCCCCGGCCGAGUACACCAUGCACUACUGCGACGGCAGCUGCCCGCACAACUACAAGCCGGCCAGCAUGCACGCGCAGGUGAAGGCCCGCCUGCAGCAGGCCGCGCGGGGGGGGGCGCCGGGGCCCUGCUGCGUGCCCGCCGCCUACGAGCCCCUGGUGCUCAUGCACUACGACAGCAGGGGGCGGCUGAAGCUGACGCCGUUCGACGACAUGAUCGUCACCAAAUGUAACUGCGCCUGAGGCCGCUGGUGUGUGUGUGUGUUUAAACGUAACUGGAGCACUUUGACUGGCUGUAAAAUAAUAUGUUACGUUGGCAAAAAAAGAGACGACCCUGUGAAUUCUGUGCAACUACUUUGUUUCAUGUCGUGUCAUCUGUUUAUUUGUGUCUUUAUCGUAUCUAUUUAUUUUAAAGUUCUAUUUAUGGUGUUGUUGUACAGUAUUUGUAGUUAUUAUGAGCACUAGUUACUGUUGUUAUUGUACUGUAAUACUUAUUGUUAUUCAUUAUUGCUGAGUAUUUUACUUGUGUUCUGUCUUUUACAUUUCGGUUGUGAACUCAGGGAACCUGUGUCUGUUUCAAAAUAAACCUGUGAGCGUGUUA